AUUUGGUGGCCUCUGCCAAACCAGGCGGCCCUUUCUCUCUUCUUUUUUCAGCAAUCAAUCCAAGGGGGGAAGGCUCCAAGACCCCCUUCCCCUCCCCCCAAAUAUACCGAUAGCAACGCGAAGGGAGGAAAACAGGGGGAAGGAGAGGAUUGUUGCAGAGCGGAGCAACCCAAAGCUGGGGUGGGCGCAAGAAGAGAUCCUUGUGGUAUACUUGAAGGGAUUCCAUGGUGCUCCUGUGUGAUGGAAUACAAGACCAAAAUCAGCUCCUGCCCCCUGGAUUAAAGGAUGAGGACGCUUAAAAUAUGGGACCUGUGACUGCUCUACUUCAGUUCACUUAAAGGUACUGCUAUGUGGAUACAUGUUAGCAAUGACUGAUGUAGAAUCUACAUAUGCAGAUUUCAUUGCUUCUGGAAGAACUGGGAGAAGAAAUGCCCUUCAUGAUAUUCUUGUGUCUUCUACAAGUGGGAAUUCUAGUGAACUAUCAUUAAAGUUAUCUGAACUUGAUAUAAACAAAACUGAAGGGGAAGGAGAUGCACAGAGAAAUCCAACUGAACAAGCUGGGGAAGCCCAGGGAGAAGCAGCUAAACAACAAAGCUGAAGUCCCACUUUGACUGACUGCAGCAACUGUGCAAUGCAGCCCAAUUGCAAGCACCUAUGGGGAAAAGCUUGUAUCUUGUGAGCAAGCCAAUGAAACCAAACAGUAAAAUAAAAAUGGAUGGGUCAGAUUAUUGGAACUUGUAUACUCUAGUACUAAAAAGGCAAAAGCUAGUUGUAGCAGCAGACAGAACUUUCUGUACCUCUGCUAGUGAUGGCUGAGACUUCGUUUUUGAUCUCAAGACUCUCUUGGCAGAUGGAUCUCAUUGCAAAUUACCACUUGAUGGAAAGCCCAUAAGAAGCAGAGGAAACUAGAUCUUGUAGCAAACAGCCUUCAGUUCAGCAGAGGCUCAAAUUGCAUGGUAUGACAAUGGUUUCAGUGAUCUGUGGAGGUUGUCUGGCUAGAGGGUUCACCAAUUAAAAUCACAUGUAAAGAAA
Sceloporus undulatus (fence lizard) is the source of this 1032-nucleotide messenger RNA. RefSeq names its product cAMP-dependent protein kinase inhibitor alpha (gene PKIA). Gene Ontology annotation, molecular function: cAMP-dependent protein kinase inhibitor activity. Bases 359 to 598 code for a protein of 79 amino acids. NCBI's taxonomy places the organism in Eukaryota, Metazoa, Chordata, Lepidosauria, Squamata, Phrynosomatidae. Gene Ontology annotation, cellular component: cytoplasm; nucleus. The record is from RefSeq and is a predicted model, not a curated record. Gene Ontology annotation, biological process: negative regulation of cAMP-dependent protein kinase activity. The transcript is spliced from 4 exons.